GACGCAUGUGUGCAGGCGGGGUGUGCGGCAGAUAAACGCAGCGAGUGAAGUGAACACAUAUUUUUGCAGGCAUUUUUUAAAUAAUAAAAGUACGGAUAAACUCUCGAAAACCAAAUAACGACCCUGAAACCACCUAUUUGUGUUGUUUUCUCCUCUUACAGGAUAUUGAAGUUCAAGCACCUGUAUCUACUCCUCAGUAUGACUGAGCCUGCUGAGCUGCUGCUCAUCAAGGACCAGUAUGAGUUGGCAUUUCACUCUCUGAGCCGUGGGCUGGCUGCUGAAGAGGCCGGGAAAAAAGCUGAGGCCCUGGAGUCUUACCGUAAAGGCCGACAGCACCUCACCCAAGGCUUGGGAGUUCCGACUGGGGGGGAAAGGCAUCAGGGAGCAUUCUGGGACAAGGCCAGGCAGCUUCAGCAGAAGAUGAGGGACACUGUGAGGACUGUUAACACCCACCUUUCUGACAUGGAGACCUCUAAGCAGACAACAGGAGCACAGAGAGGCGGCUUAUUGAUGGCUCUACCUCUCAAUCUUUAUCCCGACCUGGCACCGAGCAGCCAGCCCCCCCAAAGCUCCCUCCACCAUCUGUACCCCACCUUACCUACCACUACAGAGAGCACAAUCCCAAACCCCAAACUCCCUCCUAGGCCUCUUUCCCCUGCUGUUCUGCACACGCUCCCUGCUGGAACUAUGGCCAUGGCUAACCCAGAGGACCAACCUCCAGCAUACACCCCCCAGCCAACUGUCGGCCACUGCAGCCUGUCUUAUAGUUCUGCUGGAGGAGGCUUUGGGCUUGGAAGGCAGACUGGGGCAUCAGCAGGAAGAGAUGGAAACGAAUUGCUUUAUAUCCCCUCUGGGGUGCAGAUGUUUUUCGUGGCAGCGAAUGGGCAAGUGAGCGCCCUGUCAUACCCAGGCUUCCUUCGCAUCCUCACAUUUGAAAAUCAGCACAAGAAUUCCGAUGGUGGAAGACCCUCAGCUUUUCUACAUGUGUGUGACUGUCUGUACCCGCUGACAACAGACACUCCAGUGCUGUUGGCUAACUCUGGGAUCUUCAUGUUCCCUGACGUCUUGUCAGCGACUCCAGGGUCCUACGUGGGCAUAGUGUUGUCCUCUGAACUGCCUGCUGCCCAAAGACAGACGUUUCAGGACCUCAUCUCACAACUUACUGAACUCAGGGUCCAGGGUCCAGAGGGGGCAGGGUCAGAGGUCAUCAACCUGAGUGAGAAAGUCCCUCUUGGUCCCACGAAAGAGCUUGAAGGUCUGACAGUGCCAACAGGGGAGAAGGACGGACCACUACUUCCUGGAUGGAGUGAGAAAAUGGCGCAAGGAAUCUUGACAGGAGCUACACGGUUGAGUUUAGGGUUUGUAAAAGGAGCCGAGGCCACUGGAAGGGCCAUUCAUAGAGGAGCCGCCAAGAUCCGGGACCACAUCACGCCUGAGGAUACUCCUGCAGAGGUCAGCUCCCGUGUCACCAAAAGUCUUCAGGUGGCUAAACAGGCUACCGGGGGCGCUGUGAAAGUCAGCCAGUUCUUGGUUAAUGGAGUGAGUACAGUAGCAGGACACAUGGCAGAUAAGAUGGCUCCCCAUGUGAAGAAACAGGGCGCUAAGCUGGUCCCAGAGUCUCUGAAGAAGAGCAAAGAUGGUGCCCCUUCCAACUGGGAAGGAGCCAAGUUAGUGGCAGCAAGCAGUGUACAAGGUUUCUCUACUGUUUGGUCUAGUAUGGAGACAGGAGCAAAGCUGGUUGGCAAAAGUGUUUCAGCAGAGACUGUCACCACUGUGACGUACAAGUAUGGUAAUGAUGCAGGCGCAGCUACAGACACUGCUCUCAAAUCAGUGAUUAAUGUUGGUGUCACUGCAUACAACUUUGAUAAUCUGGGCAUAAAAGCCUUCUUGAAGACUGCCGGGAAGCAGACAGCCAAAGCCAUGGUCAAAGGUCCAGGAGGACAAGCUGAAGGGAAGGAGGCUCAGAAACGAGAAAAGCAAGCAGAGUCAAACGGGAAGGAAAAGCAAAAGAAAGAGGAGGAAGAGAAGAAGAAAUAAACUUGACACAGCACACUUUCUGCCUUGUUUGGAGUUUUCUUCCAGAUUAAUGGCAAACAUUUGCAAGUUGAUACAUCGAAAUAGGAACAAUAUUUAGCCCAAGUGCAAUUUUACAUCACAAGUUGUUAAAUAGCCUACUAAGUAUUUUAAUAGGAGCAGUCAGGGUUCAAGUUUUAUGACAUUCUGUGUGUUCUGUCUGUCUGUAAAGUUGUUGUUAUCUGGCUUUUAUUUAAUCAUCUCUUUGUGUUUUUAAUGUUUUCUUUUACAAUUGUAAAGCACUUUGUCACUGUGUUUGGCUGCAUUGGGUUAUGUGAAAUAGUUUGUAGGAGUUUUUUUAUGCUUUGUAUUACGUUGUACUUAUAUGUACACAUGUUGUGUACGUUAGGCUUAUGAUAAACAUUAAUGAACUGAAUGAAAAUUAAAUCAAUUUAUUUUUGUCCCAGCAGACAUGUAUAUUGAACAUCUGUAGGCCUAUGUGUACUGUAUCAACCUGGUCAUAAUAAUGUAAAGCAGAAUGCAAUACAUGAACAUUCUAAACAGUGA
Messenger RNA from Eleginops maclovinus (Patagonian blennie), 2580 nucleotides. It is a transcript of the gene sparta, whose product is annotated as spartin a. Gene Ontology annotation, cellular component: plasma membrane. NCBI's taxonomy places the organism in Eukaryota, Metazoa, Chordata, Actinopteri, Perciformes, Eleginopidae. The coding region runs from base 199 to 2037 and encodes 612 amino acids. Gene Ontology annotation, biological process: negative regulation of BMP signaling pathway; cell division. The record is from RefSeq and is a predicted model, not a curated record. The transcript is spliced from 8 exons.